AAAAUCAUUAUUGCAUUAGAGCAUACCGAAUGAAAAGUCUUUAUUAGGUGUUGACUAGUUCACAAAUUUGCUCAAUAACUCGUCUCAGUUCGCCCAGUGAAUAUGUGUAAACUUGUAUUAUUUUUGCUGAUGGCAUGGGGCUCUUUAACCCUUAUAAUGGCCGCCAAGAGGAGUUUCAAUUUGGUAAUUUACAAUGUGACCUGCAACAAAUACGCCAAACGCAUAACCCGUUUUGAUUGCACCCAUAGAAAGGUUUCCACAGGUUGUUAUUCGUCUGAUUACUCCAUCAUGCUGGACCAAACUUUAGACAAAGACGCCGACUUACAAUUUUUGGUGACUUUUAUACCCAUGAAGGGAGCGAAGUUGGUGAAGUUUUUGGAUGUGAAAAUUAAUAUUUGUGAUGCCUUGAGCCAAUCGAAUUCCUCGCCAUUGCUUAAGUCGCUAUUGGAAGAGUUUAAGAAGAAAAGUGAUCUACCUAAUGGAUGUCCUGUCAAAGGGGGUUAUUUGUAUUCGGUGGCUAACUACAGUGUGGACUCCACUACCUUGCCUCCCUAUGCGCCAAUUUUGACAUUUAAUUGUACCGUAACCAUUUUCGAGCACAACAAGAGGAUUGCCAGCAUACGUACUAUGGGUGCAACUGUACCCAGACUUUAGAGAAUGGAGUAUAAAAAUUAUUAGUUUGGGAUAAAACAACACCUUUUUUGGGGUUUUCAAA
Messenger RNA from Stomoxys calcitrans (stable fly), 715 nucleotides. RefSeq lists its product as uncharacterized. The record is from RefSeq and is a predicted model, not a curated record. NCBI's taxonomy places the organism in Eukaryota, Metazoa, Arthropoda, Insecta, Diptera, Muscidae. Bases 103 to 654 code for a protein of 183 amino acids. The transcript is spliced from 3 exons.